Podarcis raffonei (Aeolian wall lizard) is the source of this 2895-nucleotide messenger RNA. It is a transcript of the gene GLUL, whose product is annotated as glutamate-ammonia ligase. The record is from RefSeq and is a predicted model, not a curated record. Gene Ontology annotation, cellular component: cytoplasm. The transcript has 7 exons. The coding region runs from base 45 to 1328 and encodes 427 amino acids. Gene Ontology annotation, molecular function: glutamine synthetase activity. NCBI's taxonomy places the organism in Eukaryota, Metazoa, Chordata, Lepidosauria, Squamata, Lacertidae.
GAAGGAACCCCCCCAUCCUGAAAUUCGUGGCAUUUUUCGUUUGCAUGGCCCUUGCAGCGAGACUACACAGAUGCAUGAAGUGCUACAGGGAGACUGGGUUGCAACUGUCAAACCUUUGCUACAAAACAUUAAGCCCCCAGGAACUCACUGGGCUUGACUUCCAAGCAAACGCGGCUAAGUGGCCUUCAGAAACAGCUUCUGUAGCCAUGGCUACCUCUGCGAGUUCCCACCUGAGCAAAGCCAUAAAGCAGAUGUACAUGAAGCUGCCUCAGGGUGACAAGGUGCAAGCGAUGUACAUCUGGAUUGAUGGGACUGGCGAGUUCCUGCGCUGUAAAACCCGGACCCUGGAGCAAGAGCCCAAGAACGUUGAAGAUCUGCCAGAGUGGAAUUUUGAUGGCUCCAGUACCUACCAGUCUGAGGGCUCCAACAGUGACAUGUACCUGGUGCCAUCUGCCAUGUUCCGGGACCCCUUCCGCAAAGACCCCAACAAGCUGGUGCUCUGUGAGGUCCUGAAGUACAACCGCAAGCCGGCAGAAACAAAUUUAAGGUCCACUUGUAAAAGGAUUAUGGACAUGGUGUCUAACCAGAACCCCUGGUUUGGGAUGGAGCAAGAAUAUACUCUUCUGGGAACAGAUGGACAUCCCUUUGGCUGGCCUUCCAAUGGCUUUCCCGGACCACAAGGGCCAUACUACUGUGGUGUUGGAGCAGACAAGGCCUACGGCCGAGACAUUGUGGAAGCCCAUUAUCGAGCCUGCCUAUACGCCGGUGUGAAUAUUGGAGGCACAAAUGCAGAAGUGAUGCCAGCACAGUGGGAGUUCCAGGUGGGCCCUUGUGAAGCAAUUGAUAUGGGAGACCACCUCUGGAUUGCUCGAUUCAUCCUUCAUAGAAUAUGUGAAGACUUUGGAGUCAUUGUGUCUUUUGACCCCAAGCCCAUUCCUGGGAACUGGAACGGAGCUGGAUGCCACACCAACUUCAGCACGAAGCUCAUGCGAGAGGAGGGAGGCCUCAAGCACAUUGAAGAAGCCAUUGAGAAGCUGGGCAAGCGUCACCAGUACCACAUCCGUGCCUACGACCCCAAAGGGGGGCUGGACAACGCCAGGCGCCUGACCGGCUUCCAUGAGACAUCCAACAUCAAUGAGUUCUCUGCUGGGGUAGCCAACCGUGGGGCCAGUAUCCGCAUCCCGAGGAAAGUGGGCCAAGAUAAGAUGGGCUAUUUUGAAGACCGCCGACCCUCCGCCAACUGCGACCCGUACGCCGUGACCGAAGCUCUCGUCCGCACUUGUCUCCUCAACGAAACUGGGGACGAGCCCUUUGAGUACAAGAACUAAGUGAACUCUGUCCCACACAGGAACCCACCCAGUCCCUUCCCCCUUCUGCAUUUUCUAGAUGUUAAUUCUGAGGGCAUGAGAUAAUACCAUGUCUGUGCCUCCCCCAAAUUUACCCUCUUGUUUCUUCUGGGUGGAAGAGGGAAGUCUUAGUCUCUUUCAGUGUUUAUUCUGUCGUUUGAGAGGCCAGGAAAAGGAAGAGUAGGCAUUAGAGGAAACAGUCCCCAGUUAACCACUAUUUUUGUCUAAUCCAUCUGUAUGUCUUGACAGGAUUUCGGGCACUUCCAGGGACAGACAGCACAGUGGGGGGGGAUGCUUAAGAAAAAUAUGUGCGAGGCCCAUUUGUUGUGCUCCUCGCCCAAAUGUGCCCUUUGUGAGCCCUGCUGAAAGGAACAGGAGAGAGGCAGAGUGAGGGAAGCCCUUGGCGCAUCAUUUGUUCACUUCAGUGGCGCUUGAAAAUUGAGGCGUUCCGCAGCCCACCAAGGAAAAUAGGAAGGUGGCUUAACCCAUACAUAGCCUGGGUCCACACCCAAUCUCUCUCAAGGGCAGAAGGGUGUUUUAAUAGCCCCUCAUUAUGAGAUGGAGGGGCAUUAUGGCAUGCCAACCGUGGGGCAGUGUUGGGCAUUCUUGCAACCUGUGGUCAGUUGUCGUCCCCACAAGACCAAGUCUUAUUCAAAAGCUGUUGCAACAUGUUUGAUCUGUUUUGGAAGCUGUCUUGACUUUUCUGUUUCUAACACAGAGUGAAGUAGUAUUUUUAUAUUUUAAUGCCUGAAAAGGAAAAAAAAAGUUUGUGUUUCUUUUCUUUCAAAAAGGUCCACUCAAUCAGCCAUUUGCAAAAAGGCUGAGUUUGCUACAGGUGUCUGUUGGUUAAGACUUGCGUACAGGAUCGAGGAAGGGGGUAAGGAGAAAAGAUGGGGAGGGGAGAGAGAGAAAAAGAAAAAAGAGCUGCAUGUUUCACCUUCAAGAGCAGCUUUGAUGGCUUGUUAUAAGCAAGGGGUAUCAGUUUACAAGUUUAUAAGUGGAAAUAGGUAUUAAUUUUUUAAUUUAAACUGGAGCCACCGGGGUUGUCUCAGCAAGGCCGCGUGCAGCUAGUUGUGGCAACAAGAUACAACUGUGCUUCAGACAAAAGGAGUUGGCUGGUCAACUUGAACCAUGUUAUUUGACAAGUAUUUGGCGGGGGGGUGGGGUGCGGGAGCAGGGUCAAGGAGUGUGUUAAAAUCUCUAGUAGGAUUUGCAUGUUGGCUUUUGAUGACUGCACCAAUGAAGAAGAACAGGUGGGAAGCGAGGUUUUUAGAGAUUUUUAAAUAACAUGUUUUUUUGGGUUUCUAAAGUUGUACAGUUUGGCAGAGGCCACCGCUGCUCCUGUUAGGUACAUCCUGGUACAUCCAGAAAUGCUUCUGCCAGGGCUCCACUAAUAAAACAAUAGUUGCGCUCAGAGGUAAUAAUGCUAGUGGGUUCAAACGUUCCGGGAUUUUGUACGUUGGUAUCUUGGAUGGUGCCAAUCAUCUUCCGCUGCAUUUGGACUUGAAAAUAGGGUGGGGUUUUUUGUAAUAAAAAUUUAAAAAUCAAA